AAAUAUCUUUAAUAUUUUUGGCUUAUUUUAGAUGAUAAAAUUUGAAAGUAAUAGGUGUCUUAGAUUAUCACUCUUCUUUCUUCUUAAGGUAAAACUUGUUUCUCGAAUUUAAUCCUAUUUGCAAUAUAAAAUACUUGUACUUCCUGUGGGUUUUGUCAACGUUUGAUGUCCAAGUUAAACAUCAAAACAACAAACAAGUUAAAGUUGCCACAAUUUUCAUACCAAAACAGUCAAACAACACAUACAAGCAAUGAAGAACACAGACUAUAUGAUUUACAGUAUUUAUUUGAUUUUGGGGGUCAAGAAGCAAUACUUUCUGAACACAAUAUAUACGGAGAAUAUAUAUAAAGCGAUUGCACAAGCUGCUAGACAUUGUCCAUUCUUUAUUUAUUUUUUGUUGUAAAGAAACAUUUUUUAGAGGAGGAUAUGCUUCAAAGCUGUUUGUCAAACUCAAGGCGUUUCAUUUCCGUGCUUCCAAUUUCAAUUUCAACUACACUUUCAUUCCCAUCAAAGUUAAUCCAUUUUCACUCUUCACACAAAACCAAGAAUGAUCUUCUUGAUUUCUUUGACCACUUACUUCAACAAUGCAACCUUAAUCUUCAACAACUUAAGCAAGUCCAUGCAAAUAUCAUAACAACAAAUUCAUCAAACUCUUCUUUUAUAGCUGCAAGACUCAUAUCCAUUUACUCUAAAUUUGGGUUUGUCAAUGAAGCCCAAAAAGUAUUUAAAGCCUGCCCAAAUGAGUGUUUUUCGAAUUUGCUGUUAUGGAAUUCAAUCUUGAGGGCUAAUGUAUCACAUGGGAACUGUAAAGAAACUAUAAAUCUUUAUAUAAAGAUGCGUGAAUUUGGUAAUUUUGGUGAUGGGUUUGGUUUUCCGUUAAUUAUAAGGGCAUGUGGUAUGUUUGGUGACUGUAAUGUUUGUAGUAUAGUGCAUUGUCAUGUUAUACAAAUGGGUUUUGGAAAUCAUCUUCAUGUUGGAAAUGAAUUGAUGAAUAUGUAUGGGAAGAUUGGGCGAAUGGAUAUUGCACGUAAAGUGUUUGAUAGAAUGUCUGUGAGAACUCAAAUAUCGUGGAACAUUAUAGUUUCAGGUUUUUCGCAGAACUUUGAGUGUGAUGCUGCUUACGAGACGUUUUUGCUGAUGGAAACUGAGGGGUUUGAACCCAAUUCUGUAACUUGGACGUCGUUGUUAUCUAGUUUUGCUAGGUGUAGACGUUACGAGGAUUCGUGGAAAGUUUAUGUUUUGAUGAGAAAGAAACGAGUUGAAGCUACUGCUGAGGCAAUUGCUGUAGUUAUAUCGGUUUGUGUUGGUGACGAUGCGAUUGAUAAGUGUGAGGCAUUGCACGGAUAUGUUAUCAAGGGGGGAUUUGAAAAUAAUUCUAUUGUGAUAAACUCAUUAAUGUGUAUGUAUGGGAAAAAUGGUGCUGUCAAACAGGCUGAGUGUCUGUUUUCCGGGUUGCAAUUGAAGACUAUAGUGAGCUGGAACUCUUUAAUAUCUUGUUAUGCAGAAUCAGGUUUAUGUAACGAGGCCUAUUCUUUAUUUUUGCAGUUACAAGAGUUGGAUGAUCCAACGAUGAAACCUAACGUCAUAAGUUGGAGCGCUGUUACAGGGGCAUUUGCUAUGGCCGAGAGGCAUGAGGAAUCUUUAGAAAUCUUUCGAAGUAUGCAAGUUGCUAGAGUACUGGCUAAUGAUGUUACAAUUUCAAGUGUUUUAUCAGUUUGUGCUGAGCUUUCAAACUUUCAUCUUGGUAUGGAAAUCCAUGGUUAUUCAAUAAGGUUUCUAAUGGAUAGAAAUACUUUGGUAGGAAAUGGGUUGGUUAAUAUGUAUAUGAAGUGUGGUAGUCUGCAGAAAGGGAACAAAGUAUUCAAAAGAAUAGGUAAAAAGGAUUUAAUUUCAUGGAACACAAUGAUUUCUGGCUUUGGAAUGCAUGGACUUGGUGUUAAUGCCCUGGAAAUAUUUGACCAGAUGGUUAGUACUGGAACUAAGCCAGAUGAAGUUACUUUUGUUGCAAUUCUUUCUGCAUGUAGUCAUGCAGGCCUUGUUGAUGAGGGGUAUAAAGUUUUCGAUCAGAUGAAGAAAGUGUUUGGAAUUCAACCGCAAAUGGAGCAUUACGCUUGUAUGGUAGAUCUUCUUGGUCGUGCUGGGCUAUUGCAGCGGGCUAGUGAAAUGGUGCAAAACAUGCCAAUGAAGCCCAAUGCCUGUGUCUGGGGAGCGCUACUUAACUCUUGUAGAAUGCAUAAAAACAUGGAAGUCGCAGAAGGAACCGCUGCUCAGAUUUUCAACCUUGAGUCUGAGAUGACGGGGAGCUACAUGUUGCUCUGUAAUUUAUAUGCUGUAAAUGGAAGGUGGAAGGACUCAGCGAAUGUGAGGAUAUCAGCAAAGACACAGGGCUUGAAAAAAGCUCCAGGGCAAAGUUGGAUUGAGGUGAAAAAGAAAGUUUACAUGUUCUUAGCAGGACAACCUAUGGAAUCAGAGAUGGAAGAUGUUCAUAUAAUGCUUAAUAUUCUUAGCCUUCAUAUGGCUAAGGAAGAACGCAUGCCCCAAAAGAGCUUUGCUUUGAAAUGUGCAGAAGAACAAGAAGACUAUCUGUAUUUGACAUCAUGAAAAAUUCUGUCUGUGCUCGAUACUGGAAAACUACGAUCUGAUCUCUAACCAUUUGCAAAACUUAUUUUAACAGCUGACCUCCCUUCCAACCUUUCUACGAGUAUUUUAUAUAUUUCACGGGUCAGCCAUAUACGAGUUUGCUGUGCAGUCACUUCAUUGCUCAGGCUUGAGUUGCCAUGUCGCAAAUAAUUGAUGAGCUUGCAGAGACGGAACUUAUAAAAGGAGCAAUGACAAAAGUUGGGUAGGGAGUCAUAAUUGGUCGCUGUAAGUAUGCCGAUUAUGUAACAUCUUAUACAAUUGGUAAUCGGAUGCCGUUGAAAUUGAAGUCUCAUUUAUUUUAAGGUUCACGUGAAGGAAAUGGUGUUUUUAAUGUGCUGGAAAUGGUGAAAAUGAUGAAGCUUGGCUUUCUAUAAACCUCUGCGUUUCACAAACAAGGAAGAAUGUGAAUAUGUAUCAAGACCAGUUACGUCAAAAUAGAAAAUAUACACUAUCACUAGCAUUUGACUCAUGAAACGUCAAGCCAAUCUGCAAAUAAUUUCUUGGUUUGCGAAUUUAUUAUCACAUGCCUAAACACAUGCAGCCUUUCAUUUGCAGUUGAGUGAUUCGUAUCAAUGAAUCAGAAUAGUGAAUGUACAUCACCACUAUCAUUUGACUCAUGAAAUCAGAAUAAAACCAUUUGGAUUCAAACUGCAUGAGCUUUAGGAAGAGUGAAGACCCCUGCAGACCAGUGGAAGCUAGUUUUGCAUACCGAUUGAUCGGUUGACACUUAAAAGAAAGGAAGAACAAAAAUAUACACCGCUCGUUGAGAGUUUGGGCAAAAUUGUGAAGUCAGUUGACUCUAAGAAAUUUCCUCUUGCGGAUCUCUCUACUACAAAAAUUCGGCGAACUACAGUUUGUGAAGGUAAACAGAGUAGCAGCACCUUUAGAUCUUGAUCUUCGAGGAUGUUGAAAGGAUUCACCCUCUUCCUUCAAUGGGACUCUGUUCCCUUGUUGAAUAGCUUCAUCAUUAUACAAUGAAUAAAUGUCAAAACUAUAUCCCAAAUAUAGAACGAAAUAAAGAGAGAAGGAGAAUUAUCCUUACUAUGCCAUAGUUAACACUAUUUUCUCUUUUAGUUUCAUUGUCUUUUCUCUUUAAUGACUACAUUAGAGUUAUUUGGGGAACAAAUAUUGAGUUUUGAACCGAGAUCAGCUUUUCUAGGUUCUAUAAUUGUGAAUAACAUUGUAUAUUGUAGAGUAUAUUACAAUGUGCAGAAAAUACUUUGAAAAUGCCAUGAAGAUCCAUCCAAAAAACCAUAGUCUAUUCUUUUCCCCUAAAACUGAGCAAGCUCUGAUAACAGAUCAAAGAUUUAUAUGUUGACCAAAUUCAUCAUUAGAUCUUUGAGCUCUCGAAAACUCAAAACCUCACACGAUUAAAUAAUCAAAGAAUAGGAACAAAGUACAAUUACUAACCUGUGUUGAUCAAAGGUUUGGUCAUGUUCGAAACUCAGGCCUUCUUCUCCGAAACCUGAAAUCCCCUCAAGAAUAGGCUUGAUAUUGUCGCAUGGGUCAUUAACAGAAAGUUGCUUCAUCAUGGAAUUAGGCGCUGAUGUAGACGUGGAUUCUUGUUCAUGCAAGCUCCAAGGGAAGUUAAUAUCUGCUAAAUCUAAUUGGCCAUCUUGAAUUUCAUCAUAUUGCUGAUCAUCAUCAGCUUGCUGACAACGAGGAUGAUUAUAAUAACUAUCAUGAGGAUGGUACUGAUCUAUAGCCUGUUGUUCAUAAGAAGAUGCAUUAUUAUUAUUAUUCACCAAAGUGUCUGCCUGAUUCACAACACCGUCACAAUUAUUAUUAUCAUUGAAUGAUUCCUGAUCAGUUGCAUGAUGAUCUCCUAAUAUCUGUUGUUCAGAUGCAGCAGCAGCAACAGCCUGUGCUCUGCAGUAGGCGAGCUGAUGAAGAACGAUAUCCAGCUCUGCUUUGCAAUAAUCGAUGUGGCGUUGCAGGUCUCUGAUGAUACGGUAACAACCACCAACAGGGUCGUUGGCGCGAACAUCAGAUUGGAAGAUGAUGGUUCGCAUGGCCUCGUCCUUGAGGGGUUGAUCAAGGUGGCGAAUGAUCUUGGUGAUGUUGCUGACCCCAAACAAUUUAUGGGCGUUGAGGAACUGGCGUUGGCGAUCGUGUGGGAAAUAAGGGGCAAGAACGCAGUCGGGGGCACACUUUCGACGUUGGUAUUUGCACGCAGCACAAGCUUGGCCAGCACCGCUGACACGUAAAAGAACGUUCUUAUUAUUGUCGUUGUUGUAGUUGUUAUUAUUUACGCGUUUAGUGUACUUAUGAUUGAGGUUGUGAUCAGUGAUGAAUGUAUGAGGAGGUUGGUGGUGGUGAAUAGGAAUAUUAUUGGGGGUGCUAAAGGAGGUCAUUUGA
Lycium barbarum (goji berry) is the source of this 4998-nucleotide messenger RNA. Its product is annotated as putative pentatricopeptide repeat-containing protein At1g17630. The transcript has 3 exons. Gene Ontology annotation, molecular function: protein binding; RNA binding. Gene Ontology annotation, biological process: RNA modification. Bases 427 to 2601 code for a protein of 724 amino acids. NCBI's taxonomy places the organism in Eukaryota, Viridiplantae, Streptophyta, Magnoliopsida, Solanales, Solanaceae. The record is from RefSeq and is a predicted model, not a curated record.